Molecule: messenger RNA, 1546 nt
Organism: Diatraea saccharalis (sugarcane borer)
Lineage: Eukaryota; Metazoa; Arthropoda; Insecta; Lepidoptera; Crambidae
Source: the annotation of a GenBank genome assembly
AUUAAAUUAAAUAUGAUAGCUCGGCCGUGGACAGACGAUCUACCAAAAUGUAGGAACACAUGUGUUGCUUCCUAUUUUUCACGUCUCGGAGGCAAUACAAAUAACGUAGAUGAUUAUCUUUGCUUCCAUUGCCAAACAGAAGAUAACUCGUGCUUAUAUGGUGUGUUUGAACCUCACAAUGGCUUGGAUGCUGCACGAUUUAUCAUGCAAAGAAUGGCUGCUGAAAUAUUGUUUCCGUCACCCUCGGCUAACAAUACAGAUGAAGAGAUACGAGAUAGGUUAAGGAAUGCUUUUGUAUCUGUUGAGAAAGCCUACAUAGAGAACUAUGAUGGACUCAUAGCUGAAAGAACAAGCCUUCAGUACCAACUUCCUCAAACAAUAAAUGAGCAACAGAUGUCACAAUAUGACCACAUAGUGGCCCGUCUAAAAGAGAUAGACCAACAUCUUUCUGGAGGUGCAACUGUAGUCAUAGCACUGGUUCACAAUGGGAAACUAUUCAUAGCUAAUGUAGGCGAGACCAGAGCAUUGCUGUGCAGGACAGACGAUAACUCAGUAUUGAGGGUUAUACAGCUGACAGUAGAACACAGUUUGAAUAAUGAGGAUGAGCUGUUGAGGCUGGAGCAAUUGGGGCUCGAUGUUAAUAAGUUGAGAAAUGCACAAUACUUGGGCAAUCAAACGGGCACCCGUUGUCUCGGCAAUUAUCUAGUGAAGGGUUUGUACAGGGCAUUCCCCACCAUCAGCGCGGCCGCUUCAGAACCAGUCGUCGCCACGCCAGAGAUACACGGACCCAUCAUUUUGGAUGAAUCAUGCAGAUUCCUAGUUUUAGUCAGCGCCGGAGUGUACAAACGCAUUCAGGAGGCGAAAGGGAGCAGCGAACAAACAAACAAGCAACUGUCUCAAAUCAUAGUCGAAAACUUCAGGAAACAGACCAAUUUCAAAAGCGUCAGUCAGUCCGUGCUAGAAGAAAUAGAAGAAGAAUUUGUUUCGUAUUGCGUGAAGAAUAAUUUGACACCGAAACCGAACACCCAUAUGUCUUUGCUUAUUAGAAACUUCAACUUCCUACCACCAGCCGAGGAGAGCGUGCAGAGAAACACAUCGGUCAGAUUUAAUCCAAUAGUUCAGUCUAAGUCCACUACGUUACUAAAUGAAAUCGAUUCGGAACAGUACUCGUCUGGGAAUGAAAUCGAGACUAAUGAUUCGAUUGUGGACACCAAUCGCUCGGUGGAAUCGUCAUCGGACAUAUAUCCGACCAGACAGUUCGAUAAAGACAGGAAGAUAAAAAGUUAUGUGGAUUUUACGUGUUACUACGAGAACGUUGCGAAGGCGCGCAAAAAUGGCACGUUGCCGGAUUUCAUUAAAUAAAGUUUAAGAACUAAUGACGUAUCUGUUAAGAAAAUAGUGUUAUUUGAUUGCCAAAUACUAGACAAUAUUUGUGAUUAUUAGCUACGUUUGUAUAUAUAAACAAAAUCGAUACAGCAUUAUGAAUGCAAAAAUUUAUUAAAUAUAGAUAUGUGAUAAUAAAUAAAUGUGUAUAUUUGUACUAAUC